Castor canadensis (American beaver) is the source of this 3352-nucleotide messenger RNA. RefSeq names its product post-GPI attachment to proteins inositol deacylase 1 (gene Pgap1). Gene Ontology annotation, cellular component: endoplasmic reticulum. The record is from RefSeq and is a predicted model, not a curated record. Gene Ontology annotation, molecular function: phosphatidylinositol deacylase activity. Lineage: Eukaryota; Metazoa; Chordata; Mammalia; Rodentia; Castoridae. Gene Ontology annotation, biological process: GPI anchor metabolic process; endoplasmic reticulum to Golgi vesicle-mediated transport.
GCGCGCUCUCGGCUGGGCUCCGGCUCUGACGGCUUGGUGUCUUCCGCUCGCUGUGUGUGGACUCGGGUACCCGCGCCUGUGGCGGGGCGGCGGCACCAUGUUUCUUCAUUCAGUCAACCUCUGGAACCUGGCGUUUUACGUCUUCAUGGUCUUUCUGGCCACGCUCGGGCUGUGGGAUGUCUUCUUCGGCUUCGAGGAGAACAAGUGCAGCAUGAGCUACAUGUUCGAGUACCCCGAGUAUCAGAAAAUAGAACUUCCAAAGAAACUGGCAAAACGCUAUCCAGCGUAUGAGUUAUAUCUUUAUGGAGAAGGAUCCUAUGCUGAAGAACACAAAAUUCUCCCUUUGACAGGAAUUCCAGUUCUCUUUCUUCCUGGUAAUGCUGGAAGUUACAAACAAGUUCGUUCUAUUGGUUCUAUUGCACUUAGAAAGGCAGAAGACAUUGACUUCAAGUACCACUUUGACUUCUUUAGUGUGAACUUCAAUGAAGAACUAGUAGCCCUGUAUGGUGGAAGUCUUCAGAAGCAGACCAAGUUUGUGCAUGAAUGUAUUAAGACAAUUCUCAAACUCUACAAGGGUCAAGAAUUUGCUCCAAAAAGUGUGGCAAUAAUUGGUCAUUCUAUGGGUGGCCUUGUUGCUAGAGCAUUGCUUACACUGAAAAAUUUUAAACAAGAUCUCAUUAAUCUUCUUAUUACACAAGCCACACCUCAUGUUGCUCCUGUGAUGCCAUUAGAUCGUUUCAUUACGGAUUUUUAUAUGACUGUGAACAACUAUUGGAUUCUAAAUGCUCGACACAUAAAUUUCACUACACUUUCUGUAGCUGGAGGAUUCCGAGAUUACCAAGUUCGUUCAGGACUGACUUUUCUACCAAAAUUAAGCCAUCAUACCAGUGCCUUGUCUGUUGUGAGUUCAGCAGUGCCUAAGACCUGGGUCUCAACAGACCACCUCUCCAUUGUGUGGUGUAAACAAUUACAAUUGACUACAAUUCGAGCGUUCUUUGAUCUUAUUGAUGCCGAUACUAAACAAAUAACUCAAAAUUCUAAGAAGAAAUUAUCUGUUUUGAAUCACCACUUUAUAAGACACCCAGCAAAACAUUUUGAGGAAAAUCCAACAAUAAUUUCUGACUUAACAGGUACAUCUAUGUGGGUUCCAGUAAAAGUGUCCAGAUGGACCUAUGUGGCUUAUAAUGAAUCUGAUAAGAUAUAUUUUACAUUUCCUCUUGCAAAUCACAGAAAAAUCUACACUCAUGUCUAUUGUCAGAGCACCAUGCUGGAUACAAAUAGUUGGAUUUUUGGCUGCAUAAACAGCAGUUCCAUGUGCCAGCAAGGGGUUGAUUUAUCAUGGAAAGCUGAACUGUUGCCAACAAUUAAGUCUCUCACGUUAAGACUUCAAGACUAUCCAUCUCUGUCUCAUCUUGUUGUUUAUGUGCCAUCCAUUCAUGGAAGUAAGUUUGUUGUAGAUUGUGAAUUUUUUAAAAAAGAGACAAGAUCCAUACAACUUCCUGUAACUCAUCUUUUUUCCUUUGGAUUGUCUUCAAGGAAAGUAAUACUAAAUACAAGCGGCCUGUAUUACAAUAUAGAGCUUCUGAACUUUGGACAGAUAUACCAAGCUUUUAAAAUCAAUGUGGUAAGCAAGUGCUCCGGAGUCAAAGAAGAAAUAACUAGUAUCUAUAAACUUCAUAUUCCCUGGUCUUAUGAAGAUUCACUAACCAUUGCCCAGGUUCCAUCUACCACCGAAAUUUCUGUGAAACUUCAUAUUGCUCAACCAGAAAAUGACAGCCAUGUGGCAUUAUUAAAAAUGUAUACAUCAUCGAACUGUCAGUAUGAGGUGACUGUUAAGACGUCCUUUGCACAAAUACUUGGGCAGGUAGUUAGAUUUCAUGGUGGAGCUCUUCCUGCUUAUGUUGUAUCUAGUAUCCUUCUUGCUUAUGGAGGACAGUUAUACUCUCUUUUCUCAACAGGUUAUUGCUUAGAAUAUGCUACCAUAUUGGAUAAAGAAGCCAAACCAUACAAAGUUGAUCCUUUUGUAAUUAUGAUUAAGUUUUUGUUGGGGUAUAAAUGGUUUAAGGAAUUAUGGGACCUAUUAUUAUUACCUGAAUUAGAUGCCAUUGUUUUAACGAGUCAGAGUAUGUGUUUCCCCCUUGUAUCCUUGAUUCUUUUUCUGUUUGGAACAUGUACUGCCUACUGGAGUGGCCUUGUAUCUUCUGCAUCUGUGAGACUCCUUUCUUCAUUGUGGCUAGCUUUGAAAAGACCCUCUGAACUUCCUAAAGAUAUCAAGGUGAUAUCACCAGACUUACCCUUUUUGACAGUUGUUUUGAUUAUAGUCAGUUGGACAACGUGUGGAGCGCUCGCCAUACUUCUUUCUUAUCUUUACUAUGUGUUUAAGAUUGUUCAUCUGCAAGCCAGUCUAACAACUUUUAAAAAUAGUCAACAAGUGAAUCCCAAACACGCUAAAAGAAGUGAAAAAAAAUCCAGUCACCACAAAGACUCUUGUGUGCACCACCUUCGUUUAUCUGCUAAUGAUGCUGAAGAUAGCCUUCGCAUGCACAGCCCUGUGAUUAACUUACUAACGUGGAUUGCAUUGCUCAGCAUGCCAUCUUUCAUUUACUGGUUAAAGAAUCUUAGGUAUUAUUUUAAACUUAACCCUGAUCCAUGUAAACCUUUGGCAUUUGUCCUUAUUCCAACUAUGGCAGUUCUUGGAAAUACUUACACAGUUUCAAUAAAGUCAAGUAAAUUGUUGAAGACUGCCUCACAAUUUCUACUUCCUCUGGCUGUUGGUGUGAUUGCUUUUGGCUCAGCACAUUUAUAUAGGGUUCCAUGCUUUGUCUUCAUUCCUCUUUUACUCCAUGCAUUAUGCAACUUUAUGUAAGAUUGGACUUAAAUGGUAAAAAUGAUUUAUGCCUUGGAGCCUAUAAUAUGAGUGAACACACAGAUCUACCAACAUGGACAGCAAGGUCUCUUCAGAAGACAAGUCUAUUUUUACAGUAUUGAAAAUAGGAAAUUAGUUUUGUAAUACUUAAAGAAAUAAGCAUGAUUUUGUUCUGUGGUGUAGCAUUUGUGUACUAAUCAGUUUUGAAGAAUUAGUGAAGGGAUCUGGUGGUCACUAUCUUUGAGGACUCCUGUGCAUAUCAAGUAGUCUGCUUCAUCAACCAUACUAGGGGUCUUCUAGAGACUCAGUAGAUGAAUCAUUGUUUAUAAUCUCAUGUAAAGCAUUCUGCUUAUUUCAUCCGACUUGCUUUUGAAAAGUGGGUUGUUUUAUCUUUGUUAUAGUUUAUAUAAUGAAAAAUAAGUCUUAAAACAUUGACAAAAUUCACAUCUAUUUGGUUUCUCAAAAGGAAAAUAGCCACAGAGAACA